ACACCUCUUUAUCCUCUAAAUUAUCCUGUGCAGAGGAUUAGGUAAGGAAGAUAAGCGUUAAGGCUUUCAUAGCAAACAAACUGCUUUCCUUUGCUAAUGGGACAUCUCCUGUAUCUCCACGAUGUGGACAGUGUUCAGCCUGGUUCUCGUCAGCUCCCUUUUUGUACUCAAAAGCGAAGCGCUGCAGUGUUACACCUGCGUAGGUUCUAGCGAUGAGGACUGCAACAGACAAGGGACUCAGCAGUGCCCGGGGCAUUCAGAUGCGUGUGCGGUCAUCAGAGGACAAGCAAGUGGCAUCAUGAAGUCCUGUUCGUUCAGGUCCUUCUGCGAGCGGGCUAGGAGGGACGGAUCCAGAGCACCCGGAGUGAGUGUUCAGUGCUGCUACUCCAACAACUGCAAUGCGAAGAGCCUGGCUUCCAGAGUCACGACCUCCGUGAGCUACUUCUCCCUCCUCGUCUUUGCGUUGCUGUGGCACGCCUUGCUCAAGCUGACGUGAGGGGGGAAACGAGUACCCAGAGCAACGAGUCUGCCUUUGUAGAAAGGGAUGAUUGUAUUUCCUAACCGUGUUGCUCCAUGUACUGUGUUUCUUGCUAGGCAAAAAGCAGUAGGCAGACCUGACAGAUGUUCAGAUAAAAUAUGUCCUGACCUAAAUGUGAGAAGCGCUGCCCUCUUCUUGUUUAUCGCAAGUGUGUGUGGGGGGUGUUGUGAGAGUGUGUAGCGUUUUCCUGCAGUUUAGGUAGUACUUAUAAAGAGGAGGAGAAAUCUUAGCUGCAAGUAGCCUUCUGGUAGGGUAAAGGACCAAUAUCUUCCAAAUGCUGUUUGCUGUUGGCAGACGUUCAAAAGCAAGCUAAAAUUUUCAAGCACAAAGUGACUGAAAAUUCUAGCGAGCAAAUUAGUAUUUCAGAGAACAUUUGCAAACUGGACAAAGCCAGAAAAUCUAAAAUAAAGAUGAUUUAAUAUUAAUAUAACCUGGUAAGAGGAGGUCAUUAAGAGAACAAUGCAUGGAGAUAGGUUAUAUAAUGUGUAUUUCCGGGAAAAAAAGACCUUUUUUUUUUUUUUUUCUGAUCCUUUGAGCAUCUUAUCACAACAUCAGAAGAAGAAGAAAAAACAAGAGCUUGGAAGUUGUUUUGGACUGGUGAGCUCCCUUCAAAAAUCAACUCAUUCUCUUUCUGCUGCUGGUUUUGAGAACAAGCAGUCAAUUCCUGUCUUGUCAGCAAUUAUAACAUUUUUGUUUAUCCAAAUUCUUCUGUGUAGUUAAUUCAUCACUGUCCUAAACUUCAUUCUUUAGGAGUAGGAGUGUAUAUCUUCCCCUUCCGUGAUAUGAUUGAGUUGCUCCGUGGUGGUUUAUGUAUCCGUCUCGCUUUGCAAAUUGAAUGAAGUUGCUUGGAGGUCAUUAGAGUUGUAACCGCAUUCACUGCAGUCUUACCAGGUAGGUGAUAGAGAACGGGCCGCGUCGCGGAAGGCUUCGUGCAUCCCUGGCUGGUGGGCAGGGGCUCCUUUGAAGUGCUUUUGUUGAAAUGAGAAGUGACGUAACGCCUGAUGGGAUGACACUAAGCAGGUUCUGGGGUCCACUGCAGAGCGUGGCGGUGCCUCCUUUGAUUCAAAAUCAGGACUGAGAAGCAGCUGACUGAUAUUUGUAGAUUUGCAUGUCCAGCCGUAGAGGAUCUGGUCUAAUCUCUGGCACACGGCGUGCACAGGACUGGCUUCAAGCUCAGCUGAUGGCAUUGAAGUAGAGGUGGUCUUUCCAGUUCUAGUUUUAGUUUCCCAUGUGGAAAGAGAUUUGGUUGUCAAGUUUAUGGAACUCACAAAAUACGUGGCAAAGUGGUUUUUCUGCUAGCUUUGUAUUGCAACUCUUUUUCAGUAAAAUCAACUCCAGGCAGUGUCAUAGAAUUCUGCACAUUCCCAAAGCUUCUCCUAAGGCUGCAGACUCUAAAGAGCUUCCUCCAGUGAAAUACUCGCUGCAAGCUCACGUAGCGUGUAACCCUGACCUGCCUUGUAGCUCUUGCCUGUCACACACACCAAACCAUCUCCUUGUUUCAUUGCCUCUGUCUGGACCCUUCAUCAUCCCAUGGGGGUGGUGGCUUCAGGCUGGGGCUGUUCUGCUGGAGGUUUGGUGGAACAGGCUCUGAAAGAGGGCGGUUCUGCUCGGUGCUUAGUUGCUAGGCGCGGCGGAUAAAGCUGUUAGAGAGAAAAUUUGCACCAGUGCGGCUAAUCUUGGCUAAGGAUGGUAAUUUAGGCUUAAUUAUCUCAUCUGUGCAAGGAUUUCUGAAGUCAGUUUAAGUAAUGCUCAUUUCAUUCGCAGCUCGGAUCACUCCUUUCGAUCUGUGCUGCUGCAGGAAAUGUGUAUGGAUUGUCUUUAUUUUCUGAUUGUUCUGUAAUGAUAAAUCUCUGUUGGACGUAAUCUCUUGCUCAGGGCAUUUCCUUAAAGAGAAAAUAAAAUAUAUGCAAUGGCUGAUGAUGAUCUCUUCAUAAUCAAAACUGGGAUUUCCAGUUGCAUCCAGCGCUUUGGUUUCCAGCAGGAAUUCUGGCUUUUUCCUUGCAGGAUAUAUGUCUUAAAUCUGUUAGGUGGAAAUAGUGACUGUUGAUAGAUGUUUCCAUGAUAAAAUAACAAGGUAGGGCUCUAUCCUCUCGACAAACACCAUCUGUUGCUCCCGACUGCAGCCAGGACUCGGAUCUCAGGCAGCUCGCAGCCUCCCACCACCUCCGGCUGAUUCCGCCACCCGGCGCGUAAUGGGGCUGCGUUUUGCCUUUUAUGGGUCGGAUAUUUUUCCUGCUUCAUGAUGAACCCGAAGUGUGUGUGCAUGUCCGUAGCUAGAAAUGAUAACGGGCGUUUGUGGAUUGAUGCUACCAGAGGGGUUCCACAAUGGUUCUCAGCAUAAACAUUAACAGGAAGACAAGCACAGAAAAAAAAAACAGAACAGAAGAGAAGGAAUGUUUUUUAAACCCUAUUAAAAAUACAGAAGAUAUUUUAAGGCUUCCACUGCCAUGACUGUGCAGAGUUAUUCCUGAUCACAAGUGAAAUAGAAAGGAGUUGUCUUUAGUGUGGUGGUUCAGAAGUGUGAUCGUUCCUGGUGUUCUCUCUGUGUCUUCCUUAAUGUUGACGGGCAGUUGGGGCAAAAGGAGCAGAAACUGAUACUGAAAUGCAUUCUGCUGCAGCUAAAAAUGAUGGGACUUCUUUACCGCCUGCUCUAUUAGUUUGGAUCUCUGUCGUGGAUCUGUAGGGUAAGUACUGGGUGUGAGUUUGAUGCUAUCCUCUCACCUUCAAGAAGGGAUCUCCAAAGCAAGAGAUUAAUAAUUUCUGAUUUACAACUGAGAGAACUCUCAAUUAUUGCUAUAACUCGUAGGACUUACAGAUAGAGCUACGGGAUAAUUUCCAUGAUUUCUUUAUAUCCUUCUGGGUUUGGUAGUAAGGACAGCAUUU
Cuculus canorus (common cuckoo) is the source of this 3421-nucleotide messenger RNA. Its product is annotated as ly6/PLAUR domain-containing protein 3-like. The coding region runs from base 122 to 496 and encodes 124 amino acids. The transcript is spliced from 3 exons. Lineage: Eukaryota; Metazoa; Chordata; Aves; Cuculiformes; Cuculidae. The record is from RefSeq and is a predicted model, not a curated record.